GUUUUUCACGCAAGAAAAAUCUCGGGAAACCUUUUCGCUACCUCAAUAUUCAACGAAUUUCCUGAAUAAACUCAGUGUUAACCGUUGUAUAACAACGCCCUAGUCCUGCUUCUGGUUUUAGGUGAUUUGUGCGAAUCAGGAUGAGCGACCCGGUACCGGAAUCCGAGCGCGAGGAAAUGUUGGCGCAGCACCGGAAGGAGAAGAAGGAGCUGCAAUCAAAGAUACAAGCGAUGAAGAAGAUGAAGGUGGAUAAAAAGAAGAAGAAGGAAAUUCAGGACCAGAUCGCCAGCAUGGAAACGGAAAUGGAGGAACGACAUGCUGAAGAACUGAAACGCUUGACCAUCUCCGAGUCGACCGAGUCCCCGGAGGAAAACGGUGCUGCCGUUGAGGUGGAAGAAAAUGGAUUAGAGCCACAAACUGGCCACCAAGAGGAGCUACGUUUAAGUAAAGCGCAACGACGAAGAGAGAAGAAGGAACAAGAAGAUCGCGAGCGUGCGGCUAGGAUUAAGGAAGAGGAAGCCGUGCUGCAAAAGAGUUCCCCGCGUGUGAUCGAGAACAAUCGCAUCAAUGAAAUUCUUCGCAAGCGGCAAAUGACUUCGUUCGCCGUCCCGGCCGAUGGGGAUUGCCUGUACAAUGCGAUCAAUCAUCAGCUCGAGCUGCACGGUAUCGGUUCGUACAGUGUCGCUGAUCUACGCAGCCUAGCGGCGGAUUACAUCGAAGAAAACAAGGACAAUCUGAUCUGCUAUAUGAGCCAUCCGGAUACGGGAGAUAUGCUCGACUCAGCCGGAUUCGACAAAUACUGCCACCAGGUGCGUUCAACCAAGGCUUGGGGUGGUGAGAUCGAAAUCAAAGCCCUCUCCAGUACUCUGAAGUGUCCGAUCGAAAUCGUUCAAGCCACCGGGCCGGCGACGAUACACGGACAAAAUGAGGACAAUGCCAAAAAGCUGAUCCUCACAUAUCAUAGGCACAUGUACCGCCUAGGGGAGCAUUACAAUUCAACGAAACCAGUUCCACCGCCAGAGGCAGCGGAGAAUGAGGAUGUAGAGUAGGGAAUGCAAUGCAUUGGAAACUAAAAAUAAAGUCCUUUUUGUUGUAAAACUAAAAAUAAAUGUAUCCAAUAAUUUAGAGAAUUUUGUCCGGCCUCACCUGCUAUAUGAAUCUUGGUUCUCGUCGCCCUCGGAAAAAGUGCAAUUCACGCGAUUCGUUUAUUCUUUUUGUAACUAGUGCAAUACAGUCCUAGACUG
Messenger RNA from Anopheles darlingi, 1244 nucleotides. Its product is annotated as deubiquitinase OTUD6B. Gene Ontology annotation, molecular function: cysteine-type deubiquitinase activity. Gene Ontology annotation, biological process: protein deubiquitination. Bases 141 to 1049 code for a protein of 302 amino acids. Lineage: Eukaryota; Metazoa; Arthropoda; Insecta; Diptera; Culicidae. The record is from RefSeq and is a predicted model, not a curated record. The transcript has 2 exons.